Messenger RNA from Nematolebias whitei (Rio pearlfish), 3979 nucleotides. RefSeq names its product retinoic acid receptor gamma a (gene rarga). Gene Ontology annotation, biological process: retinoic acid receptor signaling pathway; regulation of transcription by RNA polymerase II; cellular response to corticotropin-releasing hormone stimulus. The record is from RefSeq and is a predicted model, not a curated record. NCBI's taxonomy places the organism in Eukaryota, Metazoa, Chordata, Actinopteri, Cyprinodontiformes, Rivulidae. Gene Ontology annotation, molecular function: nuclear receptor activity; zinc ion binding; nuclear glucocorticoid receptor binding. The coding region runs from base 368 to 1894 and encodes 508 amino acids. The transcript has 8 exons. Gene Ontology annotation, cellular component: nucleus; transcription regulator complex.
CGUCAUGCCUAGGCAGUUGGUUCGCUCCGCUGUGUCUGGGGCUCAGCAAGAAGCGUGAGAGGCUGUUAUUUAGGUCUGUUACAGCAGUCAGGGAGCAGCUCACCCAGGAGAGACGGAGAGGCAGAGUCACGCUCAGCUUAGCCCAGGCCAGGCAGGAACCAGAUCUGCAUUCCAGCUGAGACAGAAAGAAGGGGAAACUCUGCAUCUGCAGGAAAAGCACGUCAGAGAGAGUGACAGCGAGAGAUAAGUCAGUGAAGGGAGGGAAGCUGAUAGCUGUUGCUUUGCUGUGUUGUUAUCACUGCCUCGGUGAGUGACGUGAGCAGUGGCACCACGACAGCACACAGGCAUUGAGCAUUUGUACUGAUUUAUGCUGAGGGUGGGAGGGGGUACCAUGUUCGACUGUAUGGAAGCUCUGGGAAUUGGUCCCCGUCAGCUCUAUGAUGUCACCAGCCGUGGUGCAUGCAUGCUGCGGAAGGCGAGCCCCUUCUUUCCCGGGUUGGACCCCUUCGCGUGGACGGGCAGUGCCAGUGUUCAGUCGGUGGAGACCCAGAGCACCAGCUCAGAGGAGAUGGUACCCAGUUCUCCAUCUCCCCCUCCUCCACCUCGUGUCUACAAGCCCUGCUUUGUGUGCCAGGACAAGUCCUCAGGGUAUCACUAUGGGGUCAGCUCCUGUGAGGGCUGCAAGGGCUUCUUCCGUCGCAGUAUCCAGAAGAACAUGGUAUACACCUGCCAUCGAGACAAGAACUGCCAGAUUAACAAGGUCACACGCAACCGCUGCCAGUACUGCAGGCUGCAGAAGUGCUUUGAGGUCGGCAUGUCCAAAGAAGCGGUGCGUAAUGACAGAAACAAGAAGAAGAAGGAUGUGAAGGAGGAGGUGGUGCUUCCUGAGAGCUAUGAGCUAAGUGGAGAGCUUGAAGAGUUGGUUAAUAAAGUGAGCAAAGCUCAUCAGGAAACCUUUCCGUCACUUUGCCAACUGGGAAAAUACACCACCAACUCCAGCUCAGACCACCGUGUUCAGCUGGAUCUGGGACUUUGGGACAAGUUCAGCGAGCUCUCCACCAAAUGCAUCAUUAAGAUUGUGGAAUUUGCCAAGCGGCUGCCAGGUUUCACCAGCCUGACCAUCGCUGACCAGAUCACUCUGCUGAAGUCAGCCUGCCUGGACAUCCUGAUGCUGAGAAUCUGCACACGCUACACUCCAGAACAGGACACUAUGACUUUCUCAGACGGCCUGACUUUGAAUCGAACUCAGAUGCACAACGCUGGCUUUGGACCUCUAACAGACCUGGUCUUUGCCUUUGCUGGUCAACUUCUGCCUCUGGAGAUGGAUGACACAGAAACUGGUCUCCUCAGUGCCAUCUGCCUCAUCUGUGGAGAUCGCAGUGAUCUAGAGGAGCCUGAGAAAGUGGAUAAGCUGCAAGAGCCUCUACUUGAGGCUCUUAAGAUCUACGCUCGUCGCAGACGCCCCAACAAACCCCACAUGUUCCCCCGCAUGCUGAUGAAGAUCACUGACUUGAGGGGGAUCAGCACAAAGGGUGCAGAGAGAGCCAUCACCCUAAAGAUGGAGAUCCCAGGCCCAAUGCCUCCUCUGAUCAGGGAGAUGCUCGAGAACCCAGAGGCCUUUGAAGACCAAACGGAGUGUAGCAAAAGCGAGCCAUCCCCACCACCACCACCACCACCACCAGCACUUGUUGUGAAGCAAGAAGCUGAGGAUGAGGAGGACAGCUGGGUCACAGAAAAUGGCAGCGAGCCGUCGCCAGAAGAGGAGGACGAAGACGAUGAUGACGAUGUGGGAGACGAGGACCGAGACAGGGGCUCGGACAGUGAUGGGGAGUCCUGGGUGGUUUCGGAUAACGUAGAUGGGUCGAGGAAAGGCCUUGUUGGGAGGGCGCAGUGAAGAGAACAUUUUGUGCACAGACACAUCCAUACAAGUUCUAGAUGCACGCACAUACACAUACAAACCCAUGUACACACAGCACAACCUCAUUCACUCUUCCAUGUCCAAAAAAAAAAAAAAUGCUACCCCCCACACCCCUCUGCCCCCCACUCUGCUCUGCUCUCCAUGCUGCACAUCACUGUGUCUUCUUCAGCGGAGCACAACAGGAGCCUUAAGUGUACAGACACCUUCUAACUCAGGCCACAUGGUCCAUGACUUGUAAACUGCAAAAAGAAAAACCAUAUGAACUCCUGGCAAAGCCACGAGGGAAGUAAACAUGAGAAGAAAAAAAAAAGUAAAAAAAAAAAGAACAGAACCUCUUUGAAAAAGCUGAAUAUUUCUCUUUUUUUCUUUAUAGUAUCUGAAUAGUGAAACAGCCAAACCAGACUCCAGAACUGAGCAGUCGAUCGCAAUGGAUUGCAACAAGCACAUUACAACAAAAGUACAGGGCAAAACCAAAUUGUGUAUGCUAAUCUUUAGUUUUAGUUGUUAUUGCUAUUUUGAAUUAUUGUUUCUUUUUAGCGUUUUUUUCCCCCUCAAGUUACUGAAUAAGUCCAUACAUAUCUGUGUAAUGUAAUAAUUUGUCUUUUAUGUGUUUAUUCUGGUUUUAUAUAUGAAUUCUUUUGGCAAGUUUUUCCUUUAAGGAGAUUUCCUGAGAAGAUAUUCAGAACGAAAAAAGGGUCUUCCUUAUUAGUAGCUACAGGUUUUCAGCUUCUCUGAGUACUUUUGCUCACUUUGAUAAUCAACCCAGAGAGCUUCUACAAACUUUCAUGUUACAUUGACUUAAAUGGUUUCUGUUAUCAGGGAGUUGGCAUUUUUUUUUUCCAUUUUGCUGCCAUUUUAGUCAACGUGUGCUGUUAAUGCAGGAUGUAUGUUUGUGCCAAAGUUAGGGGGGAAAGUUGUCGUCCAGCUACAAUCAGCCAAUACUAUCUCUACAUGUACAGUAAGCUUACAAAGAAUACACACACACACUCCUUACACUUCCUCUUCAGAAGUAGAUGUGCCAGGACAAAGGUUUGGACUUACUUGUAGCACUUUUGUGAUCCUUUGUCCAACUUAGGCACACUUCAUAUUUCAUGAGUAAAGCCACCAUCGCUGAGCAUGUCAGAGCUGAUGAAAGCAUCAGCAUUAAUACAAUCAACUUUAUAGCGCUCCCCAAGGAUGCUGGCUGAAUGCUCAUGUCAGCGUAGACACAUCCACACACGGGCGCAUCGACGCAAGGAUUAAAGGCAUAUGCAAGCCGUGACAGGACGUUUUAUUUUUGUUUUUGAAAGACAUUUUGAAUCAGACUCAGGGCUUUCAGUGAGGACCAAACACUAGCUGCUUUUUUCUUGAGGCAUGCUAGAAUCAGGCAAUAUUUAUGUGUUUUCUUAACUACGUGUGGAUUCUCAAAUCUCUGUGUGUACCUAGAAGGCUUGGAUGUCAGUCUGACUCUCUUUAGGGGGACGGCGCGUCGUCAUCUUUAUCAUUACCUGCCUCCUGACUGCGAUUGUGCUGGAAUCCAUGCAACAAACUGCCUUCUCAUCCCAAAAGCCAUUAUCUUAUCUUUGUUAUCCUAUGUAUGUUUGAUACUUUUUGAGGAAAACAAAAAGCAGAGGAAUGUGUGUUCUCACUUCUCAAUUGCCAAAAUGUCACAGUGGGCGAACAGCUGGGAAAACAUGGCUGAUCUGCAGUACAGAGGUGUUCUUUUUCCUCUUUCUGUUUGAAGCAAUAUUCUCUCCGUAGCAGUGAGACUUGUCUUCUGAAUGUGGGUAGGUUUUCUCAUGUGUGCGUGUGUGUGUGAGCGUACGAGCGCAUGAAUGCUUGAACAUGAUUUCAGUCAUGGAGUGGACGUCUGCAGCAUGGUGCUGUCACACAAACUCUUGUGUGGCGAUCUCAUCCAUUUGUGAUGGUAAUGCUGGCAAAACAUUGAGAUUAUGUUGUCUUAUGUAUUAUUUUUUUUCAAACAUGGCCUUUGUGUUGCCAAUCCUCUGUUUAUGUCAAUUGUUGUCAUACAAAGAAAAGCCAUAUAAACAGUAAGAGGCACAAUAAACUACUUUUGUGACA